Messenger RNA from Drosophila busckii, 2181 nucleotides. Its product is annotated as cytochrome b5 reductase 4. Bases 32 to 1633 code for a protein of 533 amino acids. Gene Ontology annotation, cellular component: endoplasmic reticulum. Gene Ontology annotation, molecular function: oxidoreductase activity; heme binding. The record is from RefSeq and is a predicted model, not a curated record. Gene Ontology annotation, biological process: superoxide metabolic process; generation of precursor metabolites and energy. The transcript is spliced from 2 exons. NCBI's taxonomy places the organism in Eukaryota, Metazoa, Arthropoda, Insecta, Diptera, Drosophilidae.
AAUAACAAUAACAAACCAUUUACAUUAAAAGAUGAGUGAAGAUUCCAUGCUAAAACCGCCUACGAUCAACAAGUUGCCGACUCUUAAGCCACCGGCUGUGACUGCUUUAGCUGGGAAUAGUUUACAAUUGCCCAGCACAGCGCAACAAAAAUUAAAUAACAGCGCUAAUGGAGCGUCUACAGGUUCAGCCACAGGCAAUCCGCGCAACAAAUGUGCUUUGAAACCUGGCUAUUCGUUGAUGAACUGGAUACGGCUGUGUAAUUCAGGCGCUGAUUUAUCGGGCACUGCUGGACGUGUAGUGCCAGUGAGUCGCAGUGAGCUGGCCAAGCAUAACCAGGUUGGCGAUGCGUGGAUGGCCAUACGAGGCAAGGUUUUCAAUGUCACACGCUACAUGGACUUUCAUCCAGGCGGUGUGGAUGAGCUUAUGCGUGGCGUUGGCCGUGAUGCUACAAAACUAUUUGACGAGGUGCAUGCCUGGGUAAACUAUCCGCAGUUGCUAGGCAAAUGCUAUGUGGGUCCUUUGCUGCAAACUGCGGCGGUCAAAAAGGAAACGUUAGCAACAGAUGCAGAAUUAAUGCAAGCACCACUACCACCCACAGAAAUUGCACCACGCUUUGAUUGGAUACAGCAGCGUAGCGAACUGACGCUCUGCUUCUAUACGCGACGUCUGGCUAAUCCCGGAUUGUUGUUGAAGCGACAAUCAGCGUGUGAGCUGGAGCUACGCGUGCUUUUAGCAGCUAGUUGGCAUGUAUAUAAGUUUCAGCUAAACGCUGCAGUAGAUUGGCCACCAAAGAGCGUACGAGUGGGCGCUGAAACAGGCAAAGUUGAGGUAACGCUAGCCAAGCAGUUGGCUGAGCCUUGGAGCAAGUAUGGCACACAUGAAAGCAGCAAACUUGAAGCACUGGAUGAGCUGCAUGAGUUUGAAGUGCUGCAUUGCGCGCACUUUAACCACGAUUCCUUUGAGCUGAGCCUGCAAAGCGUGCAGCGGGAACUGCUGCUGCAUUUGCCUGUGGGAUAUCACUUGGACAUUGAGGUGCCAUACAAUGGUGAGCUGCUGCAGCGCAGCUAUACACCAGUAUCAGAGACGUGGAUGACUGCGGAGGCAGUUGACAGCUGCCUUGCCACGCAACAUUUUCUUAUCAAACACUAUGAGGCAGGACCCGUGUCUAGUUAUUUGCAUGAACUCAAACCAGGAGCUCGGCUGCAAUUGAGUUUACCACGUGGCAAUUUUAGGCUAUCACAACUAGAGAAACAUCGAAACAUAUUACUGCUCGCUGCUGGCAGCGGUUUGACGCCAAUUUUAAGUGUUAUACCAGCGCUACUUAAAAGAAAUUCCAAUCGCAUCGAACGUUUGCAGCUGCUUUACUUCAACAAAACCCAGCAGGACAUUUGGCUGCAGGAGAAGCUACAAGCGCUGCAACUGAGCGAUGAACGUUUCACUUGCCAGCACAUACUAACACAGGAAGCUGGACGCAUUUCCCAGCUACUGCUCGAACCACACUUCAAGCAGUCGCCCGCCGAAAGAUUCACCUUUGUGGCCAUGUGUGGACCCACAGGUUUCAAUAGCGCUGCUUUGGAUAUACUAACUACGCUUAAUAUAAAAACCACUGAAGUGCAUGUUUUUCAGGCUUAGAAGCAGCUCACAAUAUUGCUUUAAUUUUAAUACAAAUUUCUAGCGCAUUAUUUUGUUUCUUAUUUAUUUUUUUUUUGUUUGUUUUCUUUCAAUAAGUUAAUAAAUUUAACAAAUACUAGAAAAAUUGUAUUCUUUACAUUUUCGUUUUCAUUUACAGACAAGUCGUCAACUACCAACUACACACUUUUUGCUUAAUGUUUAAAAAAGAAAAUAAUUGUAAAUGUAAAAACAAAUUAAAUGAAAGUUCACUGUUUAAGGAGGGCACUGGUUAGGCGUUUGAAAUGUAACGCAAUUUAAAUACUAAAUUAUAGCAAAGUAAUAAUUAUACAUAUAUGAUAAACAUAUGUAUAACAAAAUAGUUUUUUUUUGCACUAACGACUGCAAAACGCAGUAGGAAAAUAAAGCAGCAAGUUGGUUGUAAAUUAGUAGUAGACACCUGUGCCUAGUCGCUUAAGUAAUCAGGCGGUUCCAUGUGGGUGUGUGUACUAUUGUUUUUUUUUUUUUAGUAGGAGCGUAUUGCUGGUGGCACCGUCUGGCACUCGUCGUCC